CCAGGGCUGGUCAAUCAUCGCACGGACCGGCUGUGCACGUCUGGCUUCCACGUCUCAGCAGAAACGCCCUCGCCGGGGAAGUAAGUUUGUAGAUUCUUUUUCUGGUAGCUGAAAAUGGGCCCAGUAGGUGCAGAGCCUGAUGAGAACCAGACAGUGGAAGAAAUGAAGGUAGAGAAAUAUCAUCCAAGGCAAACCACUCCCAGAGGUGAGCUGGCCCACGACCCUGAGCCAGAGCUGAUAGACAGCACCAUGCUGAUUGAGGUACGGAUUAUCCUCAUAUUAGCCUACUGCUCCAUCAUCUUGCUUGGGGUCAUUGGAAACUCUCUGGUGAUUCACGUGGUGAUCAAAUUCAAGAGCAUGCGCACUGUAACCAACUUUUUCAUUGCCAAUCUGGCGGUGGCAGAUCUUCUGGUAAACACCUUGUGCUUGCCAUUCACUCUGACCUACACCUUAAUGGGGGAGUGGAAAAUGGGUCUCGUCCUAUGCCACCUGGUACCCUAUGCCCAGGGCCUGGCAGUACAAGUGUCCACCAUCACCUUGACAGUAAUUGCCCUGGACCGACACCGUUGCAUUGUCUACCACCUGGAGAGCAAGAUCUCCAAGAGAAUUAGCUUCCUGAUUAUCGGCCUGGCCUGGGGCAUCAGCGCCCUGCUGGCCAGCCCCCUGGCCAUCUUCCGCGAGUAUUCACUGAUUGAAAUUAUUCCUGACUUUGAGAUCAUGGUCUGUACAGAGAAGUGGCCCGGCGAGGAGAAGAACAUCUAUGGCACGGUCUACAGUCUUUCUUCCUUGUUAAUCCUGUAUCUUUUGCCUCUGGGCAUCAUCUCCUUCUCCUACACUCGUAUCUGGAGUAAACUUAAGAACCACGUGAGCCCUGGAGCUGCCAAUGAUCACUACCACCAGCGAAGGCAGAAAACCACCAAGAUGCUGGUGUGUGUGGUCGUGGUGUUUGCGGUCAGCUGGUUGCCUCUCCACGCGUUCCAGCUUGCUGUGGACAUUGACAACCAAGUCCUCGACCUGAAGGAGUACAAGCUCAUCUUCACCGUGUUCCACAUCAUUGCCAUGUGCUCCACCUUUGCCAACCCCCUCCUCUAUGGCUGGAUGAACAGCAACUAUAGAAAGGCUUUCCUCGCAGCCUUCCGCUGUGAGCAGAGGCUGGAUGCCAUUCACUCUGAGGUGUCCGUGACAUGCAAGACUAAAAAGAAUCUGGAAGUGAAAAAGAACAUUGGCCCCCAUGACUCUUUCACGGAGGCUACCAACGUUUAAGGAAGCUCUGAUGUGAAAAUCUGUAGAUGAGUUCUGCCCAGAGCUAUAAAUCUGGUUGAGGAGGGCUCUCGGGUGCAUCCUGAUUUCCCACUCUAAGGAAGAAAAGGAGAAUCAGAAUGGAAGCCUCUGCAGUGGAAUUUAUGGAAAUCUGGCUGGCAGCGCCUGGGUAAAGAUACUGAUAUUCAAAGAUACAAGACACGGUUUGCCUAAAUUGCUUCGAUGGUAGGUCAAAGUCUGGGUAAAAGCAGAGGCAAACGCUUUUGACUGUUUCCCUGAAUGAAGGAAACCUGAAUGAGGUUGGGAUUAUUAGCAUUGGGAUUAUUGGGAUUAUUAGCAUUGCUAAAAAGUUGUGGCUGAAUAAUUUGUCUUUCAAAUCAUAUUAGGGUGUUGCCGGGUUGGGGGGUGAUGCACUGUUCACCGUCCCCUCAUCUGAUGGAAAGACCACCCAAGACCACUUUCCCUAGGUUGCUGCAGGCUCUUCUUUAUGUAUUUUUUUUUUUUUAAAGAAUUAUUCUUCCUACGCACUAAUCCUUCAGGGAGCAUUGAACUACAGUCAUUCAACUAUUUGAACGACUUCCAGGAAAUUAGCUGAAAUUUGCUAUGUAAUUAGUAUUUGGGCCAGUGAUAGGGGAACUCUUUAACACUCAGUUAGCCUGUUGUUCUUAAAACCAAAUGUACAUUUAGUGAAAACUUUCUUCAACUAGGAAGGGAAGGAUGAACUUCUCAGAAUUAUAGAAAUGUAAACCAUCAUUCAGCUUCUCAUUUCAAGUUGUGCUGCUUUAUAUAGAUGCUAUUUACAUAACAGAUAAGCAUACAACACAAAACUUUUAAUCACUUCUAAUUGUUAUAUCUUUUUGAACAUCUAUUAUUUCUAUGUUGGAACUGAGUUUGUCUCCACUAAAAAUUAAUUCAGAUUAAGAAAUAAUUUUUGUGGCAUUUUGCAACAUUUUAUGGUUAUUUGUAAAUAGUUUCAGCACAGAUACAUAGCUCUAAUGUGUUUACAGAACACUGCAGUGUUAUUUUUUGAAAUUCAUCUUCCAUGGACCCAUUCAGAAUUAAUAAAACAAUAUAAUUUCAUCAAAA
Molecule: messenger RNA, 2346 nt
Organism: Mustela erminea (ermine)
Lineage: Eukaryota; Metazoa; Chordata; Mammalia; Carnivora; Mustelidae
Gene: NPY2R
Product: neuropeptide Y receptor Y2
Exons: 2
Coding region: 115-1263 (382 amino acids)
Biological process (GO): G protein-coupled receptor signaling pathway
Cellular component (GO): membrane
Molecular function (GO): neuropeptide Y receptor activity
Source: RefSeq, a predicted model, not a curated record